AUGGGUAUCUGGGACGCUUUCUCCGAGAUUGUCGAGGCGGUGACGCCAUGGGGUGUUGUGGAGGCCGAGGCUCCGGCUGCUGCUGAGGAACCGCAGGAAGCUCCCGAGGCCAAGGUAGAGGAGAAGAAGGAGGAGGAGUCCAAGGAGGAGGAGCCCGCUGCGGAAGAGGAGCCUGAAGAGGAGGAGGAAGAAGAGGAGGAGGAAGAUGAGGACGAGAUCAAGGACCCCAAGGAGGAGCUCGAGGAAGAGUGCAAGAACUCUCCCCAGUGCUCGCCUGCCAAGCACCACUUUGACGAGUGUGUCGAGCGGGUUCACCAGCAGGAGAGCGAGGGCGAGGCCAAGGAGGACUGCGUCGAGGAGUUCUUCCACCUCGCUCACUGCGCCACCGCAUGCGCCGCCCCGAAGCUGUGGUCCAAGCUGAAAUAA
Molecule: messenger RNA, 426 nt
Organism: Trichoderma reesei QM6a
Lineage: Eukaryota; Fungi; Ascomycota; Sordariomycetes; Hypocreales; Hypocreaceae
Exons: 4
Coding region: 1-426 (141 amino acids)
Biological process (GO): mitochondrial electron transport, ubiquinol to cytochrome c
Source: RefSeq, a predicted model, not a curated record